This is a messenger RNA of Paramecium tetraurelia, 246 nucleotides long. RefSeq lists its product as uncharacterized. The record is from RefSeq and is a predicted model, not a curated record. The transcript has a single exon. NCBI's taxonomy places the organism in Eukaryota, Ciliophora, Oligohymenophorea, Peniculida, Parameciidae.
AUGUAAAGUGCUCUUGUAUAUAUAACUUUGCCUAGAGAAAAAAUUAUACUCAAAAGCGUAGUUACUGGCAAUACCAUUAAAAUUAAUAAAUAGGAUGUCAAUAUUACUAAAUCACUUGAAAUAGAAUCAAAACACACCGGUUGGAUUUUGAUAGAUUAAUAAAAAAUUGCAAUUUUUCAUAGUCCAAUUUACUAUACUCCUAAAUUGAUGACUAUUUAAUUGCCUAAGUCACUGGAAAAAUAGUGA